Molecule: messenger RNA, 1964 nt
Organism: Neurospora tetraspora
Lineage: Eukaryota; Fungi; Ascomycota; Sordariomycetes; Sordariales; Sordariaceae
Product: major facilitator superfamily domain-containing protein
Exons: 2
Coding region: 108-1820 (570 amino acids)
Biological process (GO): transmembrane transport; phosphate ion transport
Cellular component (GO): membrane
Molecular function (GO): phosphate transmembrane transporter activity
Source: RefSeq, a predicted model, not a curated record
AUAACCAGGUUCUCGCACCAUUCUACCUCCCUUGGUUCCCCUCGGACCAACAAGUCUCUUCACCAAGUCCGACUUCGUUGCCUUGAGCACCAUCACGACAACAAGCCAUGGGUGCCCCUCAGAAGACCGCCGGUGGCAACAACGCCUACCACAACUUCUACAAUGACUUUCUUCACAUCAAGGAUCUUAAGGAAAGACGACGCCUCGCCCUCGCCGAAGUCGACAGAGCACCAUUCGGAUGGUACCACGUCCGAGCCAUUGCCGUUGCCGGCGUCGGUUUCUUCACAGACUCUUACGACAUCUUCACCGUCUCUCUUCUGACCCUCAUGCUCGGCAUUGUCUACUAUCCAGGCGAAGGCAAGAUGCCUACAACCUCCGACACAGCCAUCAAGCUCGCAACAUCGGCCGGCACGGUCAUUGGGCAGGUUGGCUUCGGCGCCGCUGCUGAUAUCUUCGGUCGUAAGAACAUGUACGGAUUGGAAUUGUUGUUCAUCAUCUUUGCCACUCUCGCUCAGGCCUUGACCUCCGGGUCUCCUUCCAUCAACAUCGUCGGUAUCAUCAUCUUCUGGCGUGUUCUUAUGGGUGUCGGUAUCGGUGGAGACUAUCCUCUUUCCAGUAUUAUCACGUCCGAGUUUGCUACAACCAAGUGGAGAGGUGCCAUGAUGGGUGCCGUCUUUGCUAUGCAAGGUCUUGGCCAGCUUGCUGCCGCAUUCGUCAUGUUGUUCGUUACACUCGGUUUCAAGAAGUCGCUGGAGGCUGCUCCUACUCUGGCUGCCUGCACCGGAGACUGUGCCGUUGCCGUUGACAAGAUGUGGAGGACAGUCAUUGGUUUCGGUGCCGUUCCCGGCUGCAUCGCGCUCUACUACCGCUUGACCAUCCCCGAGACUCCUCGCUACACCUUCGACGUCAAGAGGGACAUCGAGCAGGCUCAGGACGACAUCGAAGCCUUUAAGACGGGCCAGCCCAAGGGCAAGCCCGACGAGUCCACCCGCAUCGCCACCCAGCAGGAGGCCGAGAAGCAGAUUGAGAUCCCCAAGGCCAGCUGGAGCGACUUCUUCCGCCACUACUCCAAGCGCAAGAACGCCAUGCUGCUCGCCGGCACCGCCCUGUCCUGGUGCUUCCUCGACAUCGCCUACUACGGCGUCUCGCUCAACAACGCCACCAUCCUCAACGUCAUCGGCUACUCCACCACGGGCGCCAAGAACACGUACGAGAUCCUCUACAACACCGCCGUCGGCAACUUGAUCAUCGUUCUCGCCGGCGCCGUCCCCGGAUACUGGGUCACCGUCUUCACCGUCGACACCGUCGGCCGCAAGCCGAUCCAGUUCAUGGGCUUCGGCAUCCUCACCAUCCUGUUCGUGGUCAUGGGCUUCGCCUACAAGCACCUCUCGCCCCACGCGCUGCUCGCCAUCUUCGUCCUCGCCCAGUUCUUCUUCAACUUCGGUCCCAACUCCACCACUUUCAUCGUCCCCGGCGAGGUCUUCCCCACUCGUUAUAGGUCUACCUCGCACGGCUUGAGCGCCGCCAUGGGCAAGAUCGGCUCUAUCAUCGGCCAGGGCGCCAUUGCCCCCCUGCGCACCAGGGGCGCUUCUAAGGGGAACCCCAACCCGUGGAUGAACCACGUGUUGGAGAUCUAUGCUCUGUUCAUGUUGCUCGGUGUUGGUACCACUUUCUUGAUUCCCGAGACUAAGAGGAAGACGCUGGAGGAGCUGGCGGGCGAGUAUGAUAUGAGUGGUGAGGAGGAGGCGCAGACGAAUGAUACCACCGUCACUGAGAACAAGACGGAGGCGCCCACGACUAGUGCUGCUGUGAACGUUUGAGGAGGGGUUGUCCCAUUAAGGGUUGUUGGUUUUGGCACGUAUUUUCCAUUCUUUUUAUUCCAUGUUUAUGAUAUAAUGGUUUGAUGAGGGCAAAGAAGGGCAGGAGCGAUAGAAUCUAGUGAGGGAAGAAUUAUUUUAGGGGGG